AUGUACAGACAGUACUUUCAUGUGGAAAACAGAUAUACAAACAAACAAACCAUGUGCGGUGCAUUACUGGGUUUGAAACUGAUCGGUGACUUUAAUUUCCAUCCAUGUGAAAAUGUGCACUGGCAGAUGUUGAUCUGGCUAUGUCCAGUUAACAUGCUGUAUCUGUCACAAAUACAAGACAUAGCUAUGAAUACCAAAAGCAUCUUUCUGGAAAAAGAUUCACUGUCUAUUGGAGAAAAGAACAUUACCACACACAUCAAUAACAAGCAUAUCUUCCGGUCCAUCAUUGAAUGGUUUAAGACAUGGACAGUAUGGCAAAGAAAAUUUGUCCUAUGUGGUGUUACAGAUAGGUGCUCUAAUACUCAAUUACAAUAUAUUUUAACAGCUUUGGAACCAGUUUUUCAUCGAGACUUCAGAAAUGCCUUGACUGGAAAUUAUCCAAUAUGUAAAUCACAGGCAAAAUCAUUGAAUAAACAUCCAUUGUGGGCUAUUUUGUCACCUAAUACUGUUGCUCAGAAUAAGACUUUGGAAUCAUUUGUAUAUGAUUAUGUUAAGAACAUUGUUGCAAGUGCACAAAAUCGUGCUAGUAAAAGCUAUGAAGGAACAGUCAGUGACCAAUCAUCAAUACAAAAUGCAACAAAGAAUGAUGAGAUGCUACUUAAAAUGGGAGAUAAGUUUAUGACAACAGGAACUGAAGAUAAGCAAAAAUGUCAAAGUCAGAAAAAGGCAAUUCCAGACCUUGAUAGAUUAGUGGAAGAGUCAAUGGACAGUUUUGGAAUAGAUUGGAGAGAGGCUUACUGUGAACUGAAGACGAUUGUAGGGAAUUUGAAAAUGACUUACUAUCACUCAUCAGAUGAUAAAGUCCUAAGGAUGAUUGAUGUACUUACACCUGCAAGAAUUACUCCUCCUGAAGAAGUCAUAUCUUUUAGUAGCAGUAGUGAGAGUUCAUCCUUAUCAUCAGAAUCACCCGAUGAAAGGCAGAGGAGUACUGUAGUUGAUCUUCCUAUCCAGCAAGUUGAGGUGUUUAAGAAGGAGUCAAGUCCCGAAUUACCUGAAAUUAAUAUUCCCAGAAAAGAAAGUGAUUUCAAUCAUUAUCCAUGUUCUGCUCCACCAUCCCCAAAACUGCAAUCCAAGAGUAAGUUAGAGGUAAAAGAAGAAGAGAAGAAAAUAGUGAAAAAAAAGAAGAGGAAACCAAAGAAACCUAAAGAGGAUAAGGAGAACCUGGCAUUGGAUAUUAGACCAGAUCAUGAACAAGCAAAAUGCAUUUUAAUUGCUGGUCAUGAAGGAUUGGAGGAAGAGAGAAUGGAAGGUGAUAUACUGACUAGGCACCUGAACAAGGUGUCCAGGAUGGUGAGAGCUGUCAAAAGAGUAAGAAGAUUACAGGGUCAUUCAAAUGCUGUUUGUUGCCUUAAGUUUGACAGAAGACGCAUAGUAACUGGUUCAUACGACCACUCCAUACGUGUUUGGGACAUACGCAGUGGUCGUAGCAUACACAAGAUCUAUGGUCAUAAGGGUGGUGUACGAUGCAUAGAGUUCAACGACCAAUGGAUAAUCAGUGGCUCUUGGGAUUCGACAAUAAUGAUCUGGGAUGUGGUGAAGUUCACUCAAGUAGCUGUUCUUUAUGGGCAUACUGAUGUUGUGUCUACACUACAACUAAUUGGUUUAAAAUAUCUAGUAACUGGUUCACAUGACAAGACAAUACGCCUUUGGUGCUUACAAGACUUUACACUCAUUCGGAUUUUGACAACUCACACUAAAUCAGUCACAUGUCUUGUUGUCGACGGGGAAAAUGUCAUAUCUGGUUCCACAGAUGGGUUGAUCAAGAUAACUCAGAUUUCUGACGGAAAGGUUGUAAAUACAUUUAACGAUCAGACAGACCCGAUUGCCACACUAGCGGCUCAGCGUAACUUAAUCCUAGGAGGUACUACACGAGGAAAAGCAUACUUUUGGGAUAAGCUUACUGGAGAGCUGCAAGCAGCUGUACAACUACAUGAAACAAUCAUACACAAGAUAGCAUUCCUGCCUUAUCGGAGUGGAGACGCCAGAUUCCUUACAACGUCGGGAGACACCUCAAUCAAGGAAUGGGACCUCUACACGAUGACCUGUGUCCGAGCGCUGCAAGGUCACAAAGGUGCUGUUAGAGAUGUACAGGUUACUGAGGAUCGUAUUGUCAGUUGUAGCGACGAUGGAAAUGUUCGAAUUUGGGACCUAAUGACUCCACAGUUCAAACCGGGUGACAAGGCUGAUGAAGACACAAUUGAGACAAGAACGAUCAAUCAGCGAGAAGACAAGAAACAUUUAAAGAUUUGAGAAUUGGCAAUUCGGGAGGCACCACAUCAGAACAUAGGCUUAUCCCAGAGGAGCUUAGCUCAGUCGGCUAAUCUGGUGGUAGCCACUGUGUAUGCGCUGAACCGUGGAGAUCUCUAGGAUCCCGGUUCAAUUCCAAUCGCUGCCUCUCCUUGUGUUUCAGCUGGAGGGCUGAAAA
Molecule: messenger RNA, 2485 nt
Organism: Anneissia japonica
Lineage: Eukaryota; Metazoa; Echinodermata; Crinoidea; Comatulida; Comatulidae
Product: TAF5-like RNA polymerase II p300/CBP-associated factor-associated factor 65 kDa subunit 5L
Exons: 16
Coding region: 1-2310 (769 amino acids)
Molecular function (GO): protein binding
Source: RefSeq, a predicted model, not a curated record